AUGGAACAGGUCAUCGAGGGACACCCGCUGGUGUCCAAAGCGCUCGUCGUCAGCCAGGGAACAUUUCAAUUGUCACUUCUUGUCAAGCCAAACUGGAACAAAUGGACAGAGAAUCAGGCUGAAGGCUCACUCAUCAACAAGAUCUGGUUGAGUGUGCAGGAGGCAAAUAUCAUUGCGCCAGGUCAUGGUCGGGUGCUGAAAACGAAGAUUGGCGUAGCCUCCAAAGACAAGCCGUUCAAGAAGACCUCGAAAGGCUCGAUUCAACGCCGACUCGUGAUCAAUGACUAUACGGAGGAGAUCAAUGCGAUCUAUGACCGCCCAGAUAAAGAGUAA
Messenger RNA from Aspergillus glaucus CBS 516.65, 333 nucleotides. RefSeq lists its product as uncharacterized. The record is from RefSeq and is a predicted model, not a curated record. NCBI's taxonomy places the organism in Eukaryota, Fungi, Ascomycota, Eurotiomycetes, Eurotiales, Aspergillaceae. The transcript has a single exon. Bases 1 to 333 code for a protein of 110 amino acids.